AUGCCUAAUACAUGCGCGAACUGCAAAGGUCCUGCAACGCGGCGAUGCACUGGCUGCACCGCAUCCGAGUUCUCUGUCUGGUACUGCACACCGCAGUGUCAGAAAACCCACUGGGCCGAGCACCGCUACGAAUGCGGCCCGACGCGCGAGUUGACGCCUGCCGACUACCUGGCCCGCGCUGUGUAUCGAGGCCGCAUGCCCGAUGACGUUGCUACGAUGCUGAAUUACGGCUUGUUGGGCCCGUGGACGGAGCCAGCCACAACCCUCUUCGAGGUCUACACCAGCGUCAUUCGGGAUCUCGGCGUCCCAGCAAAGAAGAUCCACCAGUGGCGCAGGUCUGGCCGACUGCACCAAGAGCUCUUGAAACAGCUCGAGCAGCAUCCAGGCGAGCGUCAGCGGUAUCUCCACACCUGGCUCGAACGAAGGCCACUCAUCUUCGGUAACCCUAUCAAGACCGCAGGCAUCACUACCCAGGUCGCCACCCAAAUGUUAUCGCCUGCCAUGCGCUACGCAGGACUUCCCGAAUGGUAUACCAUCGACGACGUCAGACAGGCUGACAUGCCAGACUUGUGGCAGUAUUGUUUCGACCUUCGCGUCCUCCUGACUCCCCUCCACCUUAUGCGCGUCCCCAAGUACGGAUUUGAUUGGAUCUGUUUUGGCUUUUGCACUACCAACGACGAAGAUGGAGAGAGGCGGAUGCGCGACCUCUACGCGGAUCUCAUGGAUCGCUGCACCUUCGACGAGUUCUAUGCCGCCACCCGAAACGCGUCGUUAAUCUCCCUGUUCGACGCCAACUUCCUUGGGGCGGAGAUGCGCUCGCUACCGAACCUAGAGGACAUGCUCCGUACAACCCCGCUGUCAUUCCGCGUCGUCUAUCUCCUCAAACAAUACGUGCUCUGCGAGAGCAUAAAGUUGCACGAGCACGUGGCAAACAACUUCGGCUUCGCAUCUUGUCGCGGAGAGACGGAGAAGGCAGACCUCAGGGCCCUAUACAGGCGGCUGUUCGACGAGAUGCACGUUGACCCGCUAGUCUUGCAACACGCGGCCGCUCAAGGUCGACUCUAUGAAGCAGCCGAGACGGCCUGUGGCUUCAAGUUCAAGGGUGCAGAAAAGGCGCUCUUCCGUAGACUGUUGAAGGAAGAGUGUCCGCGCUCUGUCCCCGAGAAGGAGCUCUACGUUCGGUACAUAGAGAACUCAAACAGGUCCACAUCGAACUAG
Messenger RNA from Rhodofomes roseus, 1218 nucleotides. RefSeq lists its product as uncharacterized. Lineage: Eukaryota; Fungi; Basidiomycota; Agaricomycetes; Polyporales; Fomitopsidaceae. The record is from RefSeq and is a predicted model, not a curated record. The coding region runs from base 1 to 1218 and encodes 405 amino acids. The transcript is spliced from 2 exons.